CUCUCAAACUGUGAACUCACCUUAUAUUCUCCUCUCUCCAAUAUCCACAAGGUCUUCAUGUUCGUUUUCAAGCCUCACAACUUUAAGAACAAGAGUGCAGCAAUAUGGGUCGCAAUCCUAAAGUGUGUACCUCUUGUAUUCACAACUGUCGAAUGUUUCAUCGCCCUCUCCCACCAACCACAACCUCACCUUCCUCUUUCUACAAGUUCAUGCUUCGUCGAAGCGAUCUCAAACUUCUGUAUCUUCCUCCUAAGCUAAAACGCACUAUGUCUGGUUUGGUUGGUAAGAGCUUCAAUCUUGAGGAUUCAACUGGUAGUAGAUGGGAUGUAACAUUAUCAAAUGUUGAUGAUUCUUUAGCUUUUAAGGAAGGAUGGGAUGUUUUCUCACUGGAUCACAAGCUUGAAGUAGGAGAUUUAGUGGUAUUCAGUAGCAUUGACAAACUGAAGUUCGGUGUCAAGAUCUAUGAUGAAUCUGUGUGUGAAAGGGUUGAUUUUUCUAAAACAAGAAUUAGGAAAAAGAGAGAUAGAAAUGGAGAGUUUGUUAGACAAGAUCCAAAUGCUUCACUUGUUGACUUGCAAACUGAUGUGCCAAUGCAAAACCAGCAUAUGGAGAUUGAUUUAGGAGGAACACAAAAUAAUAUUGGAGACACAUGUUUCAUAACAAGCAAUGCAUAUCAAAAUGAUGCAUCCUUUUUAAACAAAGAUCCUAUGGUUGAAGAAGUGCUGGGUACAGGAGAUGCCUCAUAUGCAUCUAAACUUGAGUUGCAUGGAAGGAACAAUUGUCCAAUGGAGCACAAAUAUCCUGAUUUCGUACUAGUAGAAAAUAACGAGCACAGGUCGAUUAGGUCCAAUGGAGAAGUUCAAGAGGGCGAGGGCCAGUUCGCCGCGGGAUUAGGGAGUGAUCAUGCGGCGAUUUCCAGAGGAAAACAUGCCUUGCAUGCAUUCGAACUUGAAACUUCUGGAAGAAACAAUUCUCUUGGUGAAUCAGACAAAAAUGCAUAUGAAAAGACUUCAAUUUUGAAACAUGAAGAAUACAAGAAGGGAAAGUCCCUUCUGUCCGAAAAGGAAAUUCCAGAGUGCAGUUUUGCUGAAGGUUUAGGUCAGAGGAAGAAACUGUGUAUGAACAUAACCCCCAAAAGGCUGCGUGGUUUUAAUGAUAAAUUGUGCGGAACAGAGCUGCCAAAGGUUAUUAAGGGAAAGCUUAAUCAAAAUAAUGAAGGUCACUUUGAAACUGCCGCCACUGUCUCCUGUGAGAAUUCCAAAGAGAGGUUCAAUAAAAUAUCUAAUCUCUUAGAUGAUUGUAUUUACUUAGGUGGGACAAAGGAACUGCCGGUGGAAACGACGCCCAAAUUAUGCAGUGUCAACGAUAAAAUAAAUGUGACAGGGAUGACAGAGGUUAUUAAGAGAGAGUUGAAUGAAGAUGAAACUUCUGCAACUGUCACUGAUAAAGAUCAUCUUGAAUUGUCAGAACCCUUGCCGUUAUCUCGUGUUGGAUUAGGAUCAAAGACGACGAUGGUGGUGAUUCUUAAAGAUCCAUUGACGAGAAAGUGGCCGGUCCUUUGCACUGAAAAAACUUGUUUGAGAAGUGGAUGGUCAGAUUUUCAAAGAGCAAAUAAUAUUAAAACCGGUGACGUGUGUGUUUUUAAGGUCGAAAAUAAGUAUGAACACAUCGUCGCUGUACAUACAGACCACAAGUGAUGUUAGUAUAGGCAUUCACCACAAUGUUUAGUUGUUCUUUUGCUUCCUCUUUGCCCUGUGUACUA
Molecule: messenger RNA, 1762 nt
Organism: Vicia villosa (hairy vetch)
Lineage: Eukaryota; Viridiplantae; Streptophyta; Magnoliopsida; Fabales; Fabaceae
Exons: 9
Coding region: 105-1697 (530 amino acids)
Molecular function (GO): DNA binding
Source: RefSeq, a predicted model, not a curated record